UUAUUCCGCGCGGAUUCCCGUCUUGAUGAAGCGUGCUGCGUACUGUGUGCUGCAUACGUACGUAAGGUUGUUCGACUGCGAGAGAGCACCGUAAACAUUUGGAAGCAUUGCGAUCUGGCCGAAGCAUAGAACUACGCCGGUCCACGUGGUGUGUUUACAAACAAAUACCGGUGCAACAGUUUUGAAGUAAAAUAACAAGAAAACAAGUCGUUGUAGAAUACGUAGUUUGUAGAGCGAGAGACUAACUCACAGCAAGAGAGGAGUUUGAGAUCGUGGGAAGGUGACUCAGCUGCCGCGCUUGUUGCGUGAACAAGGAAGCAAGGCCCACCUAUCUGCAUCAGACAUUUUCAAACCACCGGACCAAACCAUGUCGCUACCCAUCAUACUGUUCUACGUGUUCAUCACGGCUUUCAUGCUGCUGUCCUACAACCCAAAGCCCCGCAAAAUACUCGAAUCGAUCAAAAGCUUUCUGCUGCACAUCGCCCACCUAAGCAAAAAUGUCGUUUCGACGACGAUACACGUCCCACUGGACGCAGUGCCAAUAAAUCAAUCCGAGCCGGUCUACACAGUUUGGGACAUUCCGGGACCGAGACGCUGGCCCAUGGUUGGAACAAAAUGGAUGUACUUCACCGGACGCUAUAAGCUCAACAAAAUGCAGGACGCCUUUGUGGACUUGCACAAACGCUAUGGGAAAAUUGUUCUCGAGUAUGAUCACGUGCCGAUCGUUAAUUUGUUCGAUCGAGCUGACAUGGAGAAGGUGCUCAAAUACCCCAGCAAGUAUCCUUACCGACCACCGACGGAAAUCGUUGAAUAUUACAGAAGAAGCCGGCCGGAUCGAUUUGCCAGCACUGGAAUUGUUAACACGCAAGGCGAACAAUGGCACGAACUACGAGUGAAGCUCACAUCUGGCAUAAUGUCCCGAAAGCUGCUGCAAGCUUUCAUUCCAACGCUUAAUGAAAUUGCUGACGAAUUUGUGAACCUGAUUCGCCAGAAACGCGACGCUAACAAUUGCGUGAAGGAUUUCCAAGACCUCGCAAACACCGUUGGGCUCGAGAUCAUUUGUUGCUUCGUACUCGGCCGCCGGAUGGGAUAUAUGAGCGGCGACAAGCAAAAGAACGAGAAGUUCGUAAAGUUAGCUGAAGCUGUGAAAUCAACCUUCGUCUACAUCAGUCAGAGCUAUUAUGGGGUUAAGUUGUGGAAAUACUUCCCCACCAAACUCUACCGGGACUACGUGCGUUGCGAGGAAAUCAUUUAUGAUACUAUUGCCGAGAUUGUGAAUGAAGCACUCGACGAAGAGCAAGUCAAAUGUUCAGAGGACGAUAUGCGCGGAAUUUUUCUUAACAUACUACAGACAGAAGGGUUAGACAAAAAAGAUAAAAUUGCUGGAAUUAUUGAUCUUAUUCACGCGGCCAUAGAAACGUUCUCCAACACCUUUUCGUUUUUACUAAACAAUAUGACGCAUAAUCCGGAACGCCAAACGCGUGUUGCACAAGAGUUCAGCUCUAAUACGAUAACCAAUAACGACUUGGUAAAUGCGACCUUCACCAGAGCGUGCAUCAAAGAGUCGUACAGAAUUUCUCCAACGACUCCAUGUCUGGCUCGUAUCCUUGAGGAAGAUUUCAUUCUGUCCGGUUAUCAUCUGAAGGCUGGGACGGUAGUUCUGUGCCAUACGCGAGUGUCCUGUCAAAACGAGCAAAAUUUCCAACAAGCCGACAUUUUCUUGCCCGAGCGGUGGCUUGAUCAAAUGGACGAAAAUCAAAACGUCUACAAAUUGGAGGAACCCGGAUCGUCUCUAGUGCUCCCAUUUGGAACUGGUCGGCGAAUGUGCCCCGGAAACAAAAUCAUUGAAAUUGAACUGACACUCAUAAUGGCCAAGAUUUUCCAACAGUUCGAAGUGGAGUACCACAGCCAACUGGAUACGCAGUUCCAAUUUUUGCUGGCCCCUGGCACGCCAAUUGAGAUUAUGUUUAGAGAUCGCGACUGAGAAUAGAGUUUAAGAUCUUCCAGAUUAAUUCCUAUGAAACCUCCUGAUGUUUGUUAACUAUUGUGAUUAAGAUUUUUAGGGGUAAUCAACUAUAAAUAAGCUAGUUCUCUGGUACGUAAGAAAAGACAAAGCGAUAGAAUCAUAUUGAUUAUUUCUGUUUAAACAGAUUGUUGAUCUGUGUACUAUUUACAACUGAUUGUACCCUAGUGGGCUGAACAACUGAGUAGUUCUAUGUAUAUAAUUAUUUUGUAAUUCAUUAACUUAUUACCAAUGUACAAAUUAUUAUAUUACGAGACCACAAUGAAAAUAUAUUAUUAUGAGAUAA
Molecule: messenger RNA, 2309 nt
Organism: Armigeres subalbatus
Lineage: Eukaryota; Metazoa; Arthropoda; Insecta; Diptera; Culicidae
Gene: shd
Product: ecdysone 20-monooxygenase
Exons: 10
Coding region: 368-1984 (538 amino acids)
Molecular function (GO): heme binding; iron ion binding; monooxygenase activity
Source: RefSeq, a predicted model, not a curated record